Brassica oleracea var. oleracea is the source of this 1604-nucleotide messenger RNA. Its product is annotated as small RNA degrading nuclease 1-like. Gene Ontology annotation, molecular function: exonuclease activity; RNA binding. The coding region runs from base 137 to 1375 and encodes 412 amino acids. NCBI's taxonomy places the organism in Eukaryota, Viridiplantae, Streptophyta, Magnoliopsida, Brassicales, Brassicaceae. The transcript is spliced from 12 exons. Gene Ontology annotation, cellular component: nucleus. The record is from RefSeq and is a predicted model, not a curated record.
AUUUUUACUGACAGUAAAAAAAAAAACCUAAAAGUAAACUGUGAUUGUGCUUCUCCUCGCAAACAGUUGCCAACAUUCACUCUCCUAGCAGAGUCGCCCACUCAACGACACUGUCUCUCUCUCUCUCUCUCAUACUAUGGAGCUUAAACUAGCCACCGCCGAGAAACAAGUGCUUGAAGAGUUGGUGAAGCUAGUGCAGAGUAGAGGCCUGUGCGGCGAAAACGGAGGAUGGAAGGAGUUUUUAGAUGCUAAAGACAAAAAGAAGAUUGGAUCUCCAAAUGACCCUUCGAAGCGUUCCCAUGACGAACUUGUCGCGUUUCUGACAACCUUCAAGAAGAAACAAGACUUGCAGGUUCUGAAAUGUCACGCCAAUUUUCUUCUAAUUGAAAAGUUAGAGCAGGAAUGUCCUGGUAAUGACACUCCAGAGCAGAGUCUAGUUCGAUUGACUGUUGAGCAUCCUGCUUACUCAGUAGACUAUUCAUUCGAGCCACACUCCGAGGACUGGUUUGUAUCCGAUGUUGGAGUGAAGACGUCCAAGGUGAUGGAAUCAACCGAUCUGGUAGCUGUUGACUGUGAGAUGGUUCUUUGCGACAAUGGAACUGAGGGUUUGGUCAGAGUUGGUGUUGUAGACCGUGAUUUAAAGGUGAUUCUUGACGAAUUUGUGAAACCGGACAAACCUGUGGUUGACUAUAGGACAGACAUUACAGGGAUUACCGCUGAAGAUAUCGAAAAAGCUACCCUCUCCCUCGUAGAUAUUCAGGAAACUUUGCAGCCCUUUCUAUCAAAUGGUGCGAUUUUGGUUGGUCACAGUUUGAACAAAGAUUUGGAAGUGCUGAAGAUAUAUCAUCCAAAAGUAAUCGAUACCGCACUUGUAUUCAAGUAUCCCAAUGCAAGAAAGCCCAGAAGAGCUUCACUUAACAACCUUUGCAAGUCUAUUUUGGGUUAUGAAGUCAGAAAGGCAGGAGUCUCUCAUGAUUGUGUAAACGACGCAACAGCUGCGAUGAAACUUGCACUUGCUGUUAUUGAGAAAAGAGCCAACACAACAAUCCCACCAUCUAAAGAGAUGUUGGAGGUUGAGAAAGCAAAGCUUUUUAUACAUAAAAUCCCUCACAAUGUGACAUCUGAAGAGCUGGAGCAAGUUCUUUCUGGAGAGUUUACACUUGAUGUUAAGCCAGCAAAAACAUCGAGAGGUUGCUAUUGUGCGUUUGUUAUUUUCCGUAGCUCAGAAGAAGCAGAUCAAGCAUUUGAAAACGUUGAUGGAGACCAAGGCCAGGAUUCAUUUGGUUUGCCACAAAAACUGGUUAUAUUUAAGCUGACUUCUGGUUCAAGAGUUAGUAUAUAUGUCCGUAAAAUGGUUGAAGAUGGUUCCGCGUAGAGAUCUCCUCUGUCAGUACAAAGACACUUCUCCUGGAGAAAAAAAGUUAUGCAGUGCAGGAGUAGGCUAAAAUAUUUGUUAUUUUGAUUAAGAUUCUCUAUUUAACAAUUUAGGAAUAGAAAACAAUGGCAAUAGUGCUAUUAACAAUGUUCCUGUUGCAUCAGAGAAGAUCAACAUGAAUAUUCUCCUAACAAUUGCUUUGCAAAGUGAAUGUGAACUUAAAGAAUUA